Molecule: messenger RNA, 10231 nt
Organism: Sorex araneus (European shrew)
Lineage: Eukaryota; Metazoa; Chordata; Mammalia; Eulipotyphla; Soricidae
Gene: ZYG11B
Product: zyg-11 family member B, cell cycle regulator
Exons: 14
Coding region: 194-2428 (744 amino acids)
Cellular component (GO): Cul2-RING ubiquitin ligase complex
Source: RefSeq, a predicted model, not a curated record
CUGGGCUCCGGGUCGGGCUGCGGCUCGCGGCUGCGGCUGCUGCUGCUGCACGUUCAGCUGCUGAGGGAAGGAGGCCGAGGCCUGGGCCCAGCCCGGAGCCGCCGCUCGCCGGAGCCCCCUGGAGCCCUCGCGCCGCCUCAGCUUGGGGGCGGGCUCAGGCCCGGCCCGCCGCCAAGCCCAGGAGCGAGGCUGCAUGCCCGAAGACCAGGCCGGCGCAGCCAUGGAGGAGGCAUCUCCUUAUUCCUUACUUGAUAUCUGCUUGAAUUUCCUGACUACUCACCUGGAGAAGUUCUGCUUAGCAAGACAUGAUGGAACCUUGUGUCUGCAGGAACCUGGAGUAUUUCCUCAGGAGGUGGCUGAUCGACUGCUGAAGACCAUGGCUUUUCAUGGUCUGCUGAAUGAUGGAACUGUAGGUAUUUUUAGGGGCAACCAGAUGCGCUUAAAGCGAGCUUGCAUUCGCAAAGCCAAGAUCUCUGCUGUUGCUUUCCGGAAAGCCUUCUGCCAUCACAAGUUAGUAGAACUUGAUGCCACAGGUGUGAAUGCUGACAUCACGAUUACAGACAUCAUUAGUGGGCUUGGCAGUAACAAAUGGAUCCAACAAAAUCUCCAGUGCUUAGUGCUGAACUCAUUAACUCUCUCUCUUGAAGAUCCUUAUGAGCGGUGCUUCAGUCGGCUCUCUGGCCUUCGAGCAUUAAGCAUCACCAAUGUUCUCUUUUACAAUGAAGACCUGGCUGAAGUUGCCUCGUUGCCAAGAUUAGAGAGCCUGGAUAUUUCUAACACCUCAGUCACAGACAUCACUGCUCUGCUGGCAUGUAAAGAUCGACUCAAGUCCCUAACCAUGCACCACUUGAAAUGUUUAAAAAUGACAACUACCCAGAUACUGGAUGUUGUUCGGGAACUCAGACAUCUGAAUCAUCUUGAUAUUUCGGAUGAUAAACAGUUUACAUCGGACAUAGCUCUUCGCUUACUAGAACAAAAGGACAUCCUACCCAACCUUGUCUCCCUGGAUGUUUCUGGGAGAAAGCAUGUGACAGAUAAAGCUGUUGAAGCCUUUAUACAACAGCGCCCCAGCAUGCAGUUUGUUGGUUUGCUGGCCACUGAUGCUGGUUACUCUGAGUUUCUCACAGGCGAAGGACUUUUAAAGGUGUCUGGAGAAGCCAAUGAAAUUCAAAUUGCAGAAGCACUGAAGCGGUACAGUGAACGGGCAUUCUUUGUUCGGGAAGCUCUUUUCCACCUUUUUAGCCUGACUCAUGUAAUGGAAAAAACAAAACCAGAAAUUUUAAAGCUUGUAGUUACUGGGAUGAGAAAUCAUCCUAUGAACUUGCCGGUGCAAUUGGCUGCAAGUGCUUGUGUGUUUAACUUAACCAAACAGGAUCUUGCUGCAGGAAUGCCUGUCAGACUCCUAGCUGAUGUGACCCAUUUACUGCUCAAAGCCAUGGAACAUUUCCCCAACCAUCAGCAGUUACAGAAGAAUUGCCUUCUUUCACUUUGCAGCGACCGGAUUCUUCAAGAUGUUCCAUUUAACAGGUUUGAAGCAGCCAAGCUUGUCAUGCAGUGGCUCUGCAACCAUGAAGAUCAAAACAUGCAAAGGAUGGCGGUUGCUAUUAUUUCCAUCCUGGCUGCUAAGCUUUCUACAGAACAGACAGCACAGCUUGGUGCUGAACUCUUCAUUGUCAGACAACUUCUUCAAAUAGUAAAACAAAAAACCAAUCAAAAUUCAGUGGACACUACUUUGAAGUUUACUUUGAGUGCACUUUGGAACCUCACAGAUGAAUCUCCAACUACUUGCAGACACUUUAUUGAAAACCAAGGGUUAGAACUCUUCAUGAGGGUUCUAGAGUCUUUCCCAACUGAGUCAUCCAUUCAACAGAAAGUCCUAGGACUUUUGAAUAAUAUAGCAGAAGUCCAAGAACUACAUUCAGAAUUGAUGUGGAAGGAUUUUAUAGACCAUAUCAGUAGCCUCCUACAUAGUGUUGAAGUGGAAGUCAGUUACUUUGCAGCAGGAAUUAUUGCCCAUCUAAUAUCUAGGGGUGAACAAGCUUGGACAUUAAGUCGUAGCCAGAGGAAUUCUCUUCUGGAUGAUCUGCAUUCAGCUAUUUUGAAAUGGCCAACUCCAGAGUGUGAAAUGGUCGCAUACAGGUCUUUUAACCCGUUUUUCCCAUUACUUGGCUGUUUCGCCACACCAGGAGUUCAGCUGUGGGCAGUUUGGGCCAUGCAACAUGUCUGCAGCAAGAAUCCCUCAAGAUACUGCAGCAUGCUGAUUGAGGAAGGAGGAUUACAGCAUUUAUACAGCAUCAAAGAACACAAAGAGACUGAUCCCCAUGUCCAGCAGAUUGCUGUGGCCAUUCUGGACAGCUUGGAGAAACACAUCGUACGCCAUGGAAGACCACCUCCCUCUAAAAAGCAGUCCCAAGCCAGACUAAAUUGAUAACACUAGGAAGCCAGAUGAUCAAAUUGCAGGAACCUUUUUUUGUGAUAGGUUCCCUUGGACUAUCUUGCCCUACAUGAAGUUUGGAGUGUUUCUCUAACAAGACUUAGAAGAUCAGUUUGGAAUUGCUGAUGUCCAGUAACGUCCAUGCAAAACAGUCUCUAAUUUGUCUGGUGAUUUUUAACGUAAAAGACAAGAUGGAUUUCUUCCUUCAUCAUUGCCUUUUAGGAAAAGUUUCAGAUGUUUCAGUAUUUGAGAUUACCUGUGUUUGAAAUUCUAGUUUCAUUGUAAACUCUUAGGCCAGACUUUUCUGAUCUCAAAGUUCAUUCCAAUCAGUUUGUAGCUCCAGAUAAGCUGUUAGUUGACCUGAUUUCUAGUAUUGCCUCAGGUGUGAGUUUCAUACCACUUCUUUAAUAGAAUGCCUUUAUUCCCAGUCUGAAUCUUUUACAAGAUGUUCUUCUUGGCAUGCAAGAAUGAAAAUCUGAGUUCUCUCCUUCUGAAAGCUACUCUCUGGAUAGAACCUAAGUGGGUCACAGAAAAGGGUCUUGGAAAGAAGACAUAUUCAUGGAGAACAGAAUUUAAAACUGGGAGGUUACAUUUGUGGUAUGAUUUGUAAAUGGGGACGUUCUAACUAGCCAUCUGGAGUCCACCUCUUUGAGACAGUGAGCAAUGAAUUGUUCAUACUUAUUCCUGGAAGCAAGAUACUGCUUCCUACACAGAUGCUGGUGACUCUCUAGAAGUACUUCAGGCAUCACAGUGUAAAAUAGUAUAGCAUUCUGUGUUAUAUUGUUGUGAAAAAUGUGAAGUUUUAAAAAAUUGUAUUGUUAAAAUGAACCAUUCUUUUCCCUCCAUUUCAAAGUCAUUUUUUCAUCAAUUGAAAAGGCACUAUACAUGGUGUUACCUGCUCAGUACAAUUAGCAAUAGUGAAUUUUGACACCGGAAGUUAAUUUUUUGUCCUAAAAUAAAUGUACCGUAAUAUUUUCAUAUUGUACAAAUAUGUCAACGUUUCACUGCCAAAAAUGAAAGACCUGAAUUAGACUAUUAUUAAAUGUAAAUGACUGAUUGCAUAAAAGGAAAUAUUUUUGAUGGGUUAUUUUGUAGAUAAUUGCCUUUUAUUUAGGAUACCUGUUAUAAUAUGGUAAAGAAUAAUGACCAUUCUAUCAGUUUUGGCAGUUGGAGGCAGCAAGUCACCUAAAAACUAAAUUUUCAUCAUAAAAUUUAGUUACAAGUUUAAUCAGUAAUAUCAGAUGACUUUUUUUUUUUUCAUAAACAGCCAACAUGUUUCCAAUAGAGAUUUUAAAUUGUAUGUUUAAAUAAUUGUGACAAUUGAAAAACAUGUAUAUUUAGAAAGAACCUGGCACAUUAGUUUAUUGAUAACAUUUUUGACAUAUAAUUUUCAUACCACCAUUUUGAUAAUCAAAUUUGAAGUAUUUGGAGCCCUUUUGCAGGUAUGAAAAUAUUAAAAUGUUAAAAGGAAACGUAUUUAGAACCAUUAAAGAACAUAUGAAAUUGUAGGCCAGUUCUGAUUUAAAUCUUUUAGGAAAAAAAGUUCUUGUUUUUGUUUUUUGGGUCACACCCAGCACAUUGCUCAUGAACUGUUCUAGGCCCAGUGCUCAAGGUUGCUCUAGGUGAUACCGGGGAUCAAAUGUGGUCUUCCACAUGCAAAGCAUAUUCUCUAGCCCUUUCAGUAACUCCAUGGCCCCAGUUUUAUAAUUUUUUUUUCAGUUUUAUAAUUUUUUAUAGGUGGAAUAUAAGUUCUCACAGAUUAAGUCCAUUUCAAAGGAAAUGAAAAAUGCAUUUAAAUUUUCCCUAUUUUUCUCUGAUUUUCUUCUUUGUUUUACAUGUAAGCCAGACCUGGCAGUGCUGUGAGUAUGACAGUACUGGGAUCAAACCCUUGCCCCCUGCAUGCAAAGUAUGUGCUUAGCCCAUUGGGAUAUCUCUGUGCCCCCUAUUUUCUUGAAUUUUAAUAUCUAGGACAAAUGUAGAAAAUAGAAUAGUCUAUGAUAGCUUGGAAGUUCCUAGUUAUGCUGACCAUUUUCUUUUUGUUUUGUUUUGGGCCAUAUCCAGCAAUGCUCAGGGGUUACUCCUAGCUUUGCCUUCAGGAAUUACUCCUGGAAGUGCUCAGGAAAUCAUAUGGGAUGCCGGGGAUCAAAACCCAGUCAGCUACAUGCAAUGCCCUACCCUCUGUACAAUCUCUUCACCCCUCAUUUUCUCAUCUCCAACUUACGUUGUAGAAGAGAAAACAAUUUGAGAAAUUUAGCUUCAAGUUUCUGUUUUAUCUUGUUUGAGACAAAAGUGUGUUGACUAAUCCUAAAUUUUUGUCUUUACAGAUUUUCAGGAAUAACUCAAAAUGCAUAGAUAAUAAUAAAUUCCUUCAUUAUUCAGAAUAAUGUUCAUGGAGGAUUUUAACAUAUUUAAAUUAAAUUUUAAAAUAUUUUAGAUUAAAAUUAAAUUUACUACUUGGAACAUUGGUAAUGGCCAGAUAUUUCUCAGUCAUAAAAGCAAAAUAAUCGCUGAAAUGCAGUUCAGCAGUUGAAUGCUUUUCUUGCAUGUGUGAGGCUCAGCAUUCUAACUCUAGCACCACAAAAAAAAUGUAAAAGAAAGAUAUUUGGCCAAUCUCUGUAUAAAAAUCAGUUGCAGGACAUAGAAAGUAUAGUACAGUAGGUAAGGGCAUUUGCAUUGCACAUGGCUGAGCCAGGUUUGAUCCUCAGCAUUCCAUUUGGUCCCCUAAGCCCAUCAGAAGUUGUGUAAAACACAAGAAAAGAAAAAAGGAACGCGUGGGCGAGGGAAGGCACGGAGCCAAGAUGGUUGGUCUCACCACAGUUUAUUCCAAACUCUUUCUCCAUUCUCCUCUGAUUCUCCUCCUGCUUCUUCCUCUCUCAUCUUACUUCAUUCUCUCUCUGCCUCUCUGGAACUCGCCCCAGCCCCCUCAUACAGCUACCUUAAAUCCCCCACAUCCGCUCCAGAUGUGCAGGCAGGCCGGGGCUAACACAAUAGGUGUGGUUACAGUCAAUAGGGGUAAAGUUCUAUCCCUUAGGGCAUGCUUUCACCAGGACAGAAUCUCUCUCAUCGGCCCUAGAGGGGAAUCCCAUGGGUGUGUUUCUCCUUUCUUUGUCUGACUAGCAUAUAAGUAUUCAUAUUAUAAAUCAUUUUGUAUGGACAUAGCAAGAGACACAUUAAGCUUAUAGAAUUGCUCUCCUGGGGUCACCUCGAUCUCAGACUACAGCUCUCAGGCCAGAUUAGUCUUUCCUACCCCUGGCAGGGCCCUGGUCUCCUGUUGCUGCUUUUGGAUCAUGACAUGACAGCCCAUGACCAAGCUUUUAACAUAUAGUUAAGCAUUAAGCGCUUUGGCCAGGCCCAUCUCAAUGCCAGGGUAGCCCAUGACUCACCGCUUGCCCUGGGUCCAUCUCGUCCCCCGUUGGGACCCUGCUUUUGAGGGUGCUAAGAAGUAAGGCCAGCUGAGGCUUAAGUCAAGAAAGCAGGUGCCGGGAAUGAAUAAUAUUUGAAGCCAAUUAAAUCCCAUGUUACCAAAGCAUAUUAAUAAAUGUCUUUCUUUGUCCAUACAAAAAGGAUAUUGUUUUAAGGUAAACUAUUCAAAAGACAUAAGAGAGGAGAAAGACAAUAUUAACUUACAAGUACACUUGUCCUAGCAAGGUCUGACCUUACAACUUAACAGUUUGAUUAGAGGAAGAGCAGAUAAACUGGUGGAAAUGGUUACAGAUAAACAAAGGAAUGGGAGUGACUCGGGAGCACUUUGAUGGGCGUGACUAAUAUACCUAAGCUCCUAGCGGCAAGGGGAGAAAGGACGAACCAAAGUCAGGUCUAACAUAUUUAGAGCUAUAUUCCAACAAGAAGUGAUCCCUGAAUACUACUGGGUGUGGCCUAAAAAGAAAAGAAUCAGUUAGCAGGCCAGAGAGGUUGAACAGUGAGUUGAGGUGCUUGCCCUGUACGAAGCCAACUGAGGUCUUUCCCAUCGCCAUAUAUAGUCCCUUGGUCCUGCUGGAGUCACUCUGCUGGUUGUGGCCCAAAUUUCCUCCCCCCAAAAGAAAAAGAAAAGAGAGAAUCAAUUCAGUGCUUGUUUUGCAGCACAUAUACUAAAAUUGGAACAAGACAAGAUUAACAUGGUCUCCGCAAGGAUGACAUGCAAAUUCAUGAUCAUUCCAUAUUAAAAAAUAAUAAUUAGGCCUCUCUUUUGUGUUUGUAUUCUAGAACGUAACACUAGUUGGUACCUUUACGGGUAUCCUCUUCAGUGGCUUUAGAGGUGCUGUUUAAAGUGUAAUUUAGGUUAAAUCACUUACUACUCAAAUUGUUGGUGUGUGCAGACAUUGUAAAAUAUUAUUUUAUUUGCCCAGAAGCAAUGGCAAGAUUUACAUUCAUUGAAGGAAAAGGAAUUAGAGCUUUUAGAUUGUGAUAAUUGUCAUAAUUUAGUGAAAUAAGAACAGUUUGAAAUUAAAGCAAAAUAAUUAAACCUCCUUAUUCUUUACAUGAAAUAAAUUUUGAUGUGGUUUUUAUACCCUGUUAGCAAUUACUUUUGGGUGGGGGGUAGUGCUGGAGUGAUAGUAUGGCAUUUAGGGCUCUUGCCUUUCAUGUAGCCAACCCAGGUUUGAUCCCCAGUGUCCUAUAUGGUUCCCCCAAGCAUGCCAGGAGUAAUUCCUGAGUGCAGAGCCAGGCAUAGCCCCUGAGCCUUGCUGGGUGUAAUUCCCCAAAACAAAAACAAAGCAACUACUUUUUAAUAAAAAAAACGAACCCAACAACGUAAGUUGUAAUAAGGGGUUAAUUUGCCCUCUAGCCUAGGACCAUCUUAGUGGAAGAUAUAAAAAGUCCUAUGAGACUCAGUUCCAAAAAUUGAUCUUAAAUAUUGCUGCUCCUUAUCCCUGGACGGAAAUGGCAUUCAGUGACACUAGUCAGUUUGAGUGAAUUACCAUCAUCCCGUUGCUCAUCGAUUUGCUUGAGCAGGCACCAGUAAUGUCUCCAUUGUGAGACUUGUUACUGUUUUUAGCAUAUCAAAUAUGCCAUGGGUAGCUUGCCAGGCUCUGCCAUGCAGGCGAGAUACUCUCGGUAGCUUGCCGAGCUCUCCGUGAGGGGCGGAGGAAUUGAAUCUGGGUCGGCCGUGUGCAAGGCAAACGCCCAACCUACUGUGCUAUCACUCCAGCCGGGUGCACAUAAGUCACCCCAAGGCUGCUAUGAAAAUCUAAUUUUAUGAUUUUUUUUUUAAUCUAUAAAUUUCCAAAGUAUAGAAGAUUCUUUGUUUAUUUGUUGAUUUUUUUUUGGCUUUUGGGCCACAUAGGCCAUGCUCAGGAUCUGUUCUUGGCUCUUUGCCCAGGAUCACUCUUGCAGUGCUCAGGGAAACAUGCAGUGUUGGAGAUCAGCCCCUGAGCCUGCUGCAUGCACAGUAUGUGGCCCAAACCAUUGAACUGUUUCUGGCCCCCAAAGAGCCAUAUUUAGAAACAUCAGUCCUCUGUACCCAGCCUAAAAAUUGCUCUUACUAAUGGAACUUUUACUUUUUAAGUGACCUAAAGAAUUUUAUUUAGGAAAUAUGAGAGAGGAGGGAGAGAGUUUCGUAAAUAAAAGGAAGAGAAAUCACACACCUCAGGCUGCCUGCGAGCAACUCCAGAAUGGAGUGCCACUAAUGGAACUUUUCAUGUUGACCUCUUUUCUUACCAUCAUACCAAUUUUAUUGUAUUUUUUAUUUUAUUUUGGGCCAUACCUGUUGAUCCUUGAGGACUACUCCUGGCUCAGUGCUUGGAAGACCAUGAGGUGCCAGGGGUCAAACCAGGCCUUCAGCAUGCAGAAGCAUGCUCUCAGGAACCCACUGAGCUUUCAAUGAAUCCUGGAGAACAUUUUAUGAAAAUACAUUUGUAUGCUGAAGUAGGGUACAUUAAGGUUUUGUUCCCUCUGGAGAAGCCCAUGUUCUCUCUUGAACACGUAGCUCUCUCUCUCUCUCUCUCUUUCUCUCUCACUCCCCUCACGUUUCUCUAAGUAAAUUUCUUUAAAUAAUACUAUUUGCUUCACUAAAACAAUUUGUUUAAAAUUAGGGUAUAUUAGACAGUAUGGUUUUGACUUAGUGUUCUAAGAACAAUGUACUGCCAUGCCCAAGGCUGAACAGCAAGGAAAACAAAUUCAUUGUUUUAUGUGUUAAAACCCACGUCUUUUCUGCCCUUUCAUGGUAUGUUUACAUUAAUUGGUUAUUGUGCAACUUUGUGUAUAUAUGCGUGUGUGUGUAUGUGUGUGUGUGUGUGUGUGUGUGUGUGUGUUGAAAAUCCAAUCCAGGGCCUCAAUGCAACUUGAAGCAUGGCUCUGCCACUGACUACAUCCCCAGCCUCGUGCAACUUUUCUUUGGGGUAAACAGUAUUAUUAAACUGAAAGUGUAAUUUAAAAGCAGUAUCAUAAACUGUGAUUUGAUGUGAACAAUUUUUAUAUAUAUAUAUGUUAUUUGGGGGCUUUAUAUGGCUAGAACUUCAGAGUAAGUUCUGUAACUAUAUUUGAUCAAUGAUUGACCACUUAAUGAUCAUAGUCCCUCUCUCUCUAGCCUAAGUGUGUAGUAGGCUAUAUCAUCUAGGUUUGUAUAAGUACACUCUUUAAUGUUCACACAACACAAUUGCCUCAUGAUGCAUUUCUCAGAACUUAUCCCCAUUAUUAAGCAACGUUUGACUAGUGUUCUGAGACUGCUUACGAAGAGGAUUGCCAGCUUAUGGUUUCCCUCUCAACUACAUUGUAGCAGGUUCAGGUGAUUGUGUGGAUACUGGAAUUUUAAUUUUACCAUUUGCUCUGUAUUGACACACUUCAAAUUUUUAGUAUUAACUCAAGAACUUUUAGGAAUACAGCAAAUCCAGCUUUCAUCCAGUGAUGAGAAUAGUUAUAGGAAUAUUUGCUGAAUGUGUUUUAUGAAUAAUUACUUUAUCUCUUUUAGUAUUCAUAGACUUUGCAUGACAUGGUACACUCUAAUUGUACAUUCUUUGAUUUUUAAAUCUUAAGAUGCUCUGUUAACGGAUUGGUAAUCAAAAAAGUUUUCUUCCCUCAUUUUGGGAGGUAAGUUAUGGGAAGGUUAAUACUGUUUCUCAGUUCUCUGAAUGUAGCAAAGCUCUUUUGAACAGCACAACCUAACUUUAUAGCUAGACAGAAUGACUAUUAUAUAGAAAAUACAAAUUUAUCAAAUUCUUUUGUGGGAAAUUAUAAAUCUAUUGAUUAUUGUAUGUACUUAAUUUUGGACUUAUAGAAAAAAAUUGUUCAAAUUGGAUUCUUUUAAGUUACUUUAAUUAACUUAGACUCGAGAUCUACUAAGCUAGUGAAAGCUGAGACAGAAUUUAAUCAAAAUAGGAAAAUCUUGAGAUCAUUUCCCCCUUUUACAAGCAGAUAUUAGGUCACUGGGGAGUAGCUUAACAGUAGAGCACUUGCCUUACAUGUGUGAGUCUUUGGCACUGCAAAAAACCACAACAAAUGUUAUGACAAGCGUUAUAAUCUCAAAUAAUCCUCAAGAAUAAAAAUUUUAAAUCCCUGAUUUUUGUAGGAGUCCCAGUGAUUUAUAAGUGUGAGAAAAGCUAUCUUUUGCUUGAUUUCUGAUGGAACAGUCUAACUCCAUUCAAAUGAUUAGAAAAAUUUAUUAGAAAGUUAAUAUGCAUACGUUUUUCAAAGGCUCUCAAUUAUCUGGACUGAAGGCAUUGUUUUCACUGUGGUCAGAUGAAUGGGAGUAUUCUGUAUAUGACUCAUGUUAUAUUUUUAAAAAUCAGGACAUCACUUAGGCAUUAUGUGUACAGAUUUUUGUUUGGGAUUUUUUUUUUGCCUAAAUAAAUGUUAUAAAUUUUA